UAUGAGCAUCGUCCGGUCUUCGCCAGCAUCCCAAAGUCCACACAUGCUUCUAUCAUUUCCCUCACAGCAACAGCUACUUACCUUCAUGCCCAGCUGCUAUAGCUCAAGUAGCCAUCACGAUAACGCCUUUUGCACAUUCCUACAUCAACAAAACACGUGAAAAUCCAAUCAGACCGACCUUUCCUAUCUGUAAAAUGGCGCCGCCUGCCGAAAUCACAAUACCAACCACAUCACUGCACACACCAGCGGACAACUCCAAACCCUACACACUCUACAACAUCACCCUCCGCCUACCACUCCGAACGUUUGUCGUCCAGAAACGCUACUCCGACUUUGCGACCCUACAACAGUCACUCCAAUCACUCGUUGUCGACCAUCUCCUCCCCGAGCUUACUGAAGACCGCCGCCGCGGCCUCGAGUCGUACCUGCGCGCAAUCGCAGAGUCACCAGACCGCAGGUGGCGCGAAACGCCUGCAUGGCGGCAAUUCAUGAACCUGCCUGGCAUUAACAGCGCCAGCAAUUCUGCCGCAAGUGUCCGUGCUGGCGCCGGAUUCGGCAUUCCCAAUAAAGAUGCGGCGAAUGUGGCAGCCGCGCAGGACCCGGGCACAUGGAUUGAUCUGCACAGGGAGUUGAAGAGCGAGCUGCAGGAGUCACGACGAUGCUUAGCCAGACGAGAUGGCGCGAUGGACAAUGCGACGGCUUUGGAAGCCGGAGCGGCAGCCAAGCGGGCGCUUGUCAAAGCUGGGGGCUUGCUGACUGCGUUGACCAAUGGGCUGCGCGUGAUACAGGAAGGCAAAAGGUUGGGCGAUGGCGAGAUAAGGCGGCGGAAGGAUUUGCUCGCUGCGGCUCGUGUGGAUCGCGAGGAUCUCGACAAACUGAGCAGUUCCCUGGCGGCGCGCGCCAAAUCCAAUUCAGCCAACGGCAUGCCUUCAGCGAGCGACAAGGUGGCCUUGAUAGGGCAUGGGCCCAGGGCUGGCGGAAGGGUACUGGGUGCGCCGCUGCCCGAGACGGAGCGCACGAGAGAGCGUGACAAUCGGGGCGUGGUACAGUUGCAGCAACAGAUGAUGAGGGAGCAAGACGAGGAUGUCGACAGCUUGACGCAGAUUGUGCGGAGACAGAAGGAGAUGGCUAUGGAGAUCCACAGCGAGGUCGAGAGCCAGACUCAGGCGCUCGACAGACUUAACGAAGAUGCCAGUCGGUUAGGCAGCAAGGUGGACAUUGCCAAAAACCGGACCAAGCGCAUCUCUUGACUGGUAGCUCCGCUGGAGUUAGCUGCGCGGGGACUUAUCUUGGGCAUCGAAAUCAUAGUCGUGGUGCUACGACUUGAGGAAGGGCUUCUGGAGUGGAUCACAUGGUUUGUACAAGCUACACUGAUGUUGCGGAGGGUGAAGAGGACUGCAGCUGCUUCAACGGAGUUGAGCACACAUUAUACCGGGGAUUGAUAGGAUACGUGAUGACGCCAAUUUAAUACGACAAAUACCCA
Pseudomassariella vexata is the source of this 1483-nucleotide messenger RNA. RefSeq lists its product as uncharacterized. The record is from RefSeq and is a predicted model, not a curated record. Gene Ontology annotation, cellular component: SNARE complex; endomembrane system. Lineage: Eukaryota; Fungi; Ascomycota; Sordariomycetes; Amphisphaeriales; Pseudomassariaceae. The coding region runs from base 195 to 1250 and encodes 351 amino acids. Gene Ontology annotation, biological process: intracellular protein transport; Golgi to vacuole transport; vesicle fusion. The transcript is spliced from 3 exons. Gene Ontology annotation, molecular function: SNAP receptor activity; SNARE binding; phosphatidylinositol binding.